Molecule: messenger RNA, 417 nt
Organism: Ixodes scapularis (black-legged tick)
Lineage: Eukaryota; Metazoa; Arthropoda; Arachnida; Ixodida; Ixodidae
Product: plasminogen-like
Exons: 3
Coding region: 7-417 (136 amino acids)
Biological process (GO): proteolysis
Molecular function (GO): serine-type endopeptidase activity
Source: RefSeq, a predicted model, not a curated record
GAUCUCAUGCCCAUCUGCCUUCCCUCGUAUUACGAGAACUUUGAUGGAGAAACCUGCACUGCCAGUGGAUGGGGACUUACCAAAGACAGAAGCCAAGGGGGAGUCGACACAAAUCCCGAUCUGCUAUAUGUAGACAUGCCCAUCGUGCCAUACAAGGAAUGUCUAAGGGACUACAUGGGCGUGAACACAGUCGACAGAACCACAAUGAUUUGCGCGGGAACCGAAGAAGGUGGAACAGGGACAUGCCAGGGUGAUUCCGGAGGACCUCUGCAGUGUCCCAGGUCUGACGGCCGCUACGUGCUGGCAGGAAUGACAUCGUGGGGUACCAUAUGUGCUGCUCCAGAACAGCCUAGCGUCUUCUCGAGGGUCUCAACGCAGCUGCGUUGGAUUUGGCUAGUUGCUGGAGAGACUCCGUGA